This is a messenger RNA of Aspergillus chevalieri, 303 nucleotides long. RefSeq lists its product as uncharacterized. The record is from RefSeq and is a predicted model, not a curated record. The coding region runs from base 1 to 303 and encodes 100 amino acids. Lineage: Eukaryota; Fungi; Ascomycota; Eurotiomycetes; Eurotiales; Aspergillaceae. The transcript has a single exon.
AUGUUUGGCUAUUUGUAUCCCGGCGGAGAGCGAUAUAUUGCGGAUCCAACGCAAAGCCAACUCAUCGAAUCGCCGAAGAAUUUGUUGAACGCAUUCCCCAUCUGGUACAGAGUACUCUGUAUAGAACGAACGCCUCCGAGUAGCAAAGCUAUUGGCAUGGGCCCUCACUGUGCUCUGUACUUUCAGAUACCGCUAAGUACCUUGCCACCGGGGGAAGGUGAACUCACAUAUUCUCUAGUUAAACGUGUUCUGGAGCUCUUAGAGAAGUUCGACCGACGAACACUGAAGAUGGCGGUCACCUGA